This is a messenger RNA of Owenia fusiformis, 1212 nucleotides long. The record is from the annotation of a GenBank genome assembly. Lineage: Eukaryota; Metazoa; Annelida; Polychaeta; Sabellida; Oweniidae.
GAAACACAGCAGCGGGGAUCUACACAGUCGUCUUAAAACUCGGAAACUUCUAGGUGUUGGGGAGACAGAUGAUGGAGAUGUUCACAGAUCUAAGCUGAGUCAGAUAUUAGGCCACAGUGAACAAUUAUACGUUAAAUUACCAAAGGGACUAAGAAUAUGGCAGUUGGUAACAGGUCUCAUGUUUGCCUUUGUUGCCUUAUGGGCUCUCAUAUUUCCCUGCAGCCUAUUUGAUCUGUCACUAGAAUCCGCCACAACUGGUAUAACUUUACCUAUAAGGCUCUAUGGUGCAACAUUACUAAGUUUAUCUGUUAUAUUCUGGAGUACUUUACAUUCAAAUGAUAAAGAUGUCAUACGGUGGUCAUUGCUGGCAAGUGCCAUCUAUUUUACAGUGCAGACUCUGGUAUGCCCGUUUUACAGCGGUCUAUUUAAUGGUACAGCGCUCAUCUGUGAGGUUGUUCGGCUAAGUUGCUUAUGUGUUACGUUGUAUUUCUAUACAUCCAUGGAGGGAGGUUUUUUGCCCAUACUAUCUUCAAAAAUGCAUCCCCAUCGAUCGUAGGAUUUUCAAAAAAGUGAGUAUAUGGGGUCUGUUGGUAGUCGGUAGCAAUGGCUAUACUUCCUGGAAAUGGUUGUUCCUCCGUCUUAUUUUUGCCAGCAUCAGUUUUACUUAUUACUUCAUGCUUGGAGAUAACCUACACAGGCACAUCCACAAGGUCAAUAUGACCUCACCGUCUAUAAACCAGGACACAUCACACACCAAUGAGGAAAAGACUACGCCAGAGAAAAAAGUGCAAUGAGAACAUGUGGCAAUGUUAUGUAAGACAUGUCAAUAUGAGAAGUAAAACAAAAUCUUUAUACUUACGUCAGACGUAUAUGAAGAUGCUGUACGCAAAAUAUACAUUUAUGUGGAUGAAAUAGAAGCUAUAUUAUCAAUAAUGGAUGUAAAAGUCAUAAAAAUGACAAAAAAUGGAUGUUCAUAGACUGGUUACCGAAUUACAACAUGAAACAGUGUGAGAAAAAUGUAUGAUAAAAAUGAUCACAAAGAAUAAAAUUCUCAGAGAACUGAAUAACUAAUAUGAUGUUAAGACUUCAUCACUCCUCCAGUUUUCCACAUACAAGUUGUAAUAAUGGAUUCUGCAAGGAAGAAACUCCAAUUCCACAUGAAUUUUGCAGGAUUUCUCUACAGGCUUAGGUGAAAAUGAGGCAAAUAUGGCA